This is a messenger RNA of Tinamus guttatus (white-throated tinamou), 2371 nucleotides long. NCBI's taxonomy places the organism in Eukaryota, Metazoa, Chordata, Aves, Tinamiformes, Tinamidae. The record is from RefSeq and is a predicted model, not a curated record.
AUGAGAAUAGAAAAGGACAUUGCUUUAUUUUAUUGUCUGUCUUCUAGGGAACAGCCAAAUCAUGAACGGAUUGGUUUUAGCAUUGAAAGCCUUUUGCUUCGUGGAUGUACAAUCAGAAACACUGAGGUUGCAAUAGGAAUCGUAGUAUAUGCAGGUCAUGAAACAAAGGCCAUGCUCAAUAACAAUGGUCCUCGUUACAAACGCAGCAAGAUAGAGCGACGGAUGAAUAUGGAUAUUUUCUUCUGUGUGGGACUUCUGUUUGCAAUGUGUCUUGUCGGAGCAGUAGGCCAUGGCAUUUGGAGUGGGACGUUCUCGGAGCAUCCCCCUUUCGAUGUCCCAGAUGAGAAUGGCAAUUAUUUGUCUCCAGUUGUUGCUGGUCUCUACAUGUUCUUGACUAUGAUAAUUCUGUUGCAGGUUUUAAUCCCCAUCUCUCUCUAUGUGUCCAUUGAGUUAGUCAAGUUGGGCCAAGUCUUUUUACUUCACAAUGACAUUGACCUGUAUGAUGAAGAAGCAGAUUUGCCCAUACAGUGUCGAGCUUUAAAUAUUACUGAAGAUCUCGGGCAAAUCCAGUAUAUCUUCUCAGACAAAACUGGGACACUAACAGAAAACAAAAUGGUAUUCCGACGCUGUACUGUUGAUGGAAAUGAGUUUUCACAUCAGGAAAAUGCCAGACGUCUGGAAGCCCACAAGGAGUUGGAUUUAGAUGAUGAGGACUUUGCAAACUUCACUCUUCCUCCCAACAUUGAGCGACCAGGCACUUACAAACAGGGGACAGUAAGACCUUUAAGGAGGUCCCAGAGUGCUAGGGCUCACUUUCAAGGCCACAUAAGGCAGAAGUCUCUUGGUCGUCGUGACAGCAACCAAUCUCAAGUGGCAUUCAGCAGCACCAUCGAAAAGGAUGUGGCUCCUGAUAGCAGGCUGCUGAGAAGAGUGAGAGAAGCUGCGCUCCGGACUGAAAACCUGUCUCCGUUUGCAGAUAUGAAGACUGCCACGGCCCUUACUGACUUUUUUCUAGCCCUUGCCAUCUGUAAUACAGUUGUGGUCUCUACAGCUACAGAACCAAGACAAAGGGUUACAGUUCCACCACAAAUAAAGCCUUCGGGAAUCACCCUGGAGAGGAUUCAUCAGAUGUUCCAGCGGCUCAAGCUAGCAAGUCUCAGCCAGUCUCUUUCAUCAUCUCAGGCCAGUUCAGACCUCGGAGCUAGCUUUAGUGCCAAGAGCACAGAAGAGCACCUGGCCACGCUGGAUUGCUGCGACAAUGACGACGAGUGCUACGACACCCCUGGGAAGGGUGGCACGGAUAUUGGCAGCGCUUCCUUGGAGGAGGUAUUUAAAUCCGUUUCUCCCAGCUCUUUGCCAUCAGAAUUUUGUUACGAGGCUGAAAGCCCAGAUGAGGCGGCUCUUGUCUAUGCUGCCCAGGCCUAUAGCUUUACCUUGGUGUCCCGGACUCCAGAGCAGGUGACCGUGCGCUUGCCCCAAGGCACACUCCUGACUUUUGACAUUCUGUACACCUUGGGGUUUGACUCGGUAAGGAAGAGGAUGUCCGUGGUGGUGAGACACCCUCAGACCAAGGAGAUCAUCGUCUACACAAAAGGAGCUGACUCGGUUAUAAUGGACUUACUGGACGACCCAGCCAAAGCUGAAAUUAAUGCACAGAAAAGAAUGAGAAGAAUAAGAGAUAAAACACAGAAACACCUGGACUACUAUGCCCGUGAUGGCCUACGAACACUGUGCAUAGCUAAGAAGGUCUUGACUGAAGAUGACUUUCAAAAAUGGGCCAAUUUUCGUCGUGAGGCAGAAGCUGCAAUUGACAACAGAGAUGAGCUCUUAAUGGAGACAGCCCAGCAUCUGGAGACCAAACUCACCUUGCUAGGAGCAACAGGGAUUGAAGAUCGGCUGCAGGAUGGAGUGCCUGACACUAUUGCAGCUCUUCGAGAAGCUGGGAUACAAAUCUGGGUCUUGACAGGAGACAAACAGGAAACAGCAAUUAACAUUGCAUAUUCUUGUAAACUUCUGAAUCAGAGAGACACUAUCUUUACCAUUAACACCGAAAAUAAGGAAACCUGUGAAUCUCUCUUGAAUUUAACCUUGGAAGAAGUGAGGAAGAGUUGUGAUGUGGAAAAACCGCAGAGGAAAUUUUUUGGCAUUGUCCCAACAUCUUUACCAGCCCCUGGCCCCCCCUCUCCUGAAUUUGGACUGGUGAUUGAUGGAAGAACGUUGAACGUCAUCUUGCAGGGGGGCCUGGAGAAGACCUUCCUGGCGCUGACGCAGCAGUGCCGCUCGGUGCUGUGCUGCCGCUGCACCCCUCUGCAGAAGAGCAUGGUGGUCAAGCUGGUGCGCAGGGAGCUCCAAGUGAUGACCCUCUCCAUAG